UGCCGUCCCACCAUGGCUCCCAUUGCUGUCUUUCUCCUGGCCGGGCUUUUUCUGGCUUCACCCUCCUGGGCACGGAGGCCCAAACCCCCCAAGAAGAGUCCCAUUGAUGCGAUCAGCGCUCAAGAACAGUUUGAUCCUGUCCGGUUUGCAGGGAAGUGGUUCCUGGUGGGGGUGGCCUCUGAUUGCCUCUACCUGCGCGAAAAUGGCUACCGGGUGGAAGCCACCAACGUGGUGGUCUCAGUGACCGACAAGGGCUCCCUGCUCUUUAGCACCUUCCGGCCUCUGGAGGGGAUUUGCUGGAACAUCAAGCAGAGCUAUUUCGCCGGCCAGACGCCGGGGCGCUUCCUCUUGAAAGGCCGUGGUGCCCCAGUGGACGUGGUGGUGCGGGAGACGGACUACAGCAGCUACGCCAUCCUCUACUUCCAGAAGAACCGCAAGAUCUCAGCCAAACUUUAUGGACGGACGGCACAGCUUCCAACUGACACCCUGAAGAAGUUCGAAGCUGCCAUGGCUGCCCUGGGCAUCAGCGAUGACCUCAUCUUCUAUUACCCCGUCUACGGGUUUUGUAGCUCGGCCGACCAAUUCCACAUCCUUGACGAGACAAGAUACACAGGAUAGCAGGAAUCGGGAGCGGUCCGAGGCUCCCCCCUCCCCCCGUGUCAAGACAGCCACACAAGAACAGAAAUC
Molecule: messenger RNA, 687 nt
Organism: Thamnophis sirtalis
Lineage: Eukaryota; Metazoa; Chordata; Lepidosauria; Squamata; Natricidae
Source: RefSeq, a predicted model, not a curated record